AUGACAGAUAAUCACGAGAAAGCUAAGCAACCGUAUCCAGAUAGCCCACCAACGGGUGAAUCGAGUAGUUCGGUGGCACCAUCUGCUCCAUCAGCUCCAGAGCAAUCGUCUCCAACUCGUCCACCCCCACCAGCCGGAUUUGUUUAUCCUAGUACGGAUAUUCACAACUCGGCAGCCGUUCAUGUUAGCUCUCCAACUACACCAUCCCCAUCGUCCGCUGGCCCACCACCAGCUCACGCGUCUGCCGGACCGGCCCCUGCUAUAUCUUCAUAUGACAUGCCACCACCAUCUUAUCAGGCUGCAAUGUCUUAUCCAGCAGCUCCAACUUAUGGUGGAUCGACAGAUCCAAAGUACUACAGUGGACAACCACCAGUCUACUAUCAACCACCACCGAUCACUCAAUCUCGACUCCCACAACCCGAUGGAGUCGAUCAGGUUGUAAGAGCCGUUCGCAUACAGAAUCCUACCGGAAGCAAUGUUAUAGUUCAUGUUCAACCAGGAGCACCGUGCCGUCGUUGUACUGUCGGAGUAGUCACACGCCAAACUGAUAUGUGCUGCCUUCUGUGUCUCAUAAUGCUGACAAUCUUCACAUUCCCAUUCGGACUAAUUUUCCUUUGUUGUAUUCCAUGUACUGUUCAAAACCGUUGCACCCAUUGCAACCGUCUUGCUUAA
Messenger RNA from Caenorhabditis briggsae, 672 nucleotides. The record is from RefSeq and is a predicted model, not a curated record. Lineage: Eukaryota; Metazoa; Nematoda; Chromadorea; Rhabditida; Rhabditidae. The transcript has 4 exons. The coding region runs from base 1 to 672 and encodes 223 amino acids.